This is a messenger RNA of Oncorhynchus tshawytscha (Chinook salmon), 2722 nucleotides long. Its product is annotated as NADPH--cytochrome P450 reductase. Gene Ontology annotation, molecular function: flavin adenine dinucleotide binding; FMN binding; NADPH-hemoprotein reductase activity. Gene Ontology annotation, cellular component: cytosol. Gene Ontology annotation, biological process: response to hormone. The coding region runs from base 171 to 2207 and encodes 678 amino acids. The transcript has 16 exons. The record is from RefSeq and is a predicted model, not a curated record. Lineage: Eukaryota; Metazoa; Chordata; Actinopteri; Salmoniformes; Salmonidae.
AUAAACCACGAACACGUGAGAGGCGUGGCGCGUGGUCGCACAAUAAUGACGUAGAAGAAAUUAGACUCCGAUAUUGUGCUGGAUACAGUCAGGAGCAGUUUGAAGUCCUCUCUCUGCCCUGGCUGCAGCCGGUGUUGACCUGUCAGACAGCGAGUGGCCCCAUCGAGGACAUGGAGGUAGAGCAUGUAGCCCCGGAAGGCCCUGACGUGGCCCCUGUGGAGGAGGAACCUCUCUUCACUAACUUGGACAUAUUCCUUUUUUCUCUCAUUGUUGGCCUACUCAUCUACUGGUUCCUUUCUCGCAAGAAGACUGAGGAGACCAUCCCAGAGUUCAAGAGGCUCACCCCUGUAGUCACUCCGCAGCGAGAAACCAGCUUUAUUGAGAAAAUGAAGAAAACGAACAGGAACAUGGUGGUUUUCUACGGCUCUCAGACGGGCACGGCUGAGGAGUUCUGCGGCCGACUGUCCAAAGACGCCCAGCGCUACGGAAUGAGAGGCAUGUCAGCUGACCCCGAGGAAUAUGACAUGUCGGAGCUGCCUCGUCUUGCGGAGAUCGACAACUCCCUGGCUGUAUUCUGCAUGGCCACCUAUGGGGAGGGGGAUCCCACAGACAACGCUCAGGACUUUUACGACUGGAUGCAGGAGAACGACGAGGACCUGAAAGGAGUCAACUUCGCGGUGUUUGGCUUGGGGAAUAAAACAUAUGAGCACUUCAAUGCAAUGGGAAAGUAUACUGACAAGAGACUAGAAGAGCUGGGUGGCAAGAGGAUCUAUGACCUGGGAAUGGGAGACGACGAUGGCAACCUUGAGGAAGACUUCGUAUCAUGGAAGGAGCAGUUCUGGCCUGCUGUGUGUGAGCACUUUGGGGUGGAGGCCACAGGAGAUGACACCAGCAUCCGGCAGUACGAGUUGGUGGUUCCAACUGACAUCAACAUGAAUAAGGUGUACACUGGGGAGAUGGGUCGCCUCAAGAGCUUUGAGACCCAGAAACCGCCUUUUGAUGCUAAGAACCCCUACUUGGCCACAGUGGCUGUCAACCGCCAGCUGAACCAAUCCGGCGACCGCCAUCUGAUGCAUCUAGAGCUGGACACCUCAGGUUCCAAAAUUAGAUAUGACUCUGGAGACCACGUUGCUGUUUACCCCGUUAAUGACGUGUCAAUAGUGAACAGAAUAGGCCAAAUCCUGGAUGCCGACCUGGACACUGUUAUCUCUCUCAACAACCUCGACGAGGAGUCCAAUAAGAAGCACCCGUUCCCGUGUCCGACCACAUACCGCACAGCUCUGACCCACUACCUGGACAUCACCAACCCCCCUCGCACCAACGUACUGUUUGAGCUGGCCCAGUACGCCACCGACCCCAAGGACCAGGACACCCUCCGCAAGAUGGCCUCCGCCUCCCCCGAGGGCAAGGGUCUGUACCAGAGCUGGGUGCUGGAUGCUCAGAGGAACAUUCUGGCUGUGUUGGAGGACAUGCCGUCCCUCCACCCUACCAUAGACCACCUGUGUGAGCUGCUACCCCGCCUACAGGCUCGCUACUACUCCAUCGCCUCCUCUGGCAAGGUGUAUCCCACCAUGGUGAGCAUAUGUGCGGUGGUGGUGGAGUUCCAGACCAGCACAGGGCGGACCUUCAAGGGUGUGGCCACCAACUGGCUGAAGAACAAGGUUGUGGUGACGGACAACGGCCACAAGGCCACUGUGCCCAUGUACGUCCGCAAGUCCCAGUUCCGGCUUCCUUUCAAGGCCAGCAACCCGGUGGUGAUGAUCGGGCCCGGCACGGGCAUCGCCCCCUUCAUGGGCUUCCUCCAGGAGAGAGGCUGGAUGAAGGAGCAGGGGAAGGAUGUCGGCGAGACGAUACUGUACUUCGGCUGUCGCCGCAGAAACGAGGACUUCCUGUACCAGCAGGAACUGGAGGAGUUUGAGAAGGCGGGCGUGCUGACUCAGCUCAACGUUGCCUUCUCCAGAGACCAGGAAGGGAAGGUGUAUGUGCAGCAUCUCCUGAAGAAGAACAAAGAACAUCUGUGGAAGCUGAUCCAUACUGACAAUGCUCACCUCUACAUUUGCGGGGAUGCUCGGAACAUGGCACGGGACGUGCAGAACACCUUCUAUGACAUCGCUGAAGAGGUCGGAGGCCUCACACACACACAGGCUGUGGCCUACAUCAAGAAGCUGAUGACCAAGGGCCGCUACUCUCUGGAUGUGUGGAGCUAAAGAAAAUGAAGCUUACUUGCAGGACACCCUCACAACCCCCUAGAUGUUACCCCUCACCCAAAUGAAAUGGGUUAACGGUAAACACCUUUUUAAACAGUUUUUGGAGGUAACACGUCAGCACCUAAUCUCUAAAUGGAAAGACGUAUGUCUGAGUUUUUGUUGUCCUUAUUAUUGGAUUUGUUUGUAAUCUUACUGAAAGCCUUUUGUGGGGACUCGUACUGAGAAGUAGUGCUGUUAAUUUAGGAUUGUUUGGGAAUUGGCUCAUACUCUAACUUGACCCCUAACCCCCAGGUCUUUCAUGUAGAUUUGGUCUACAUUCUCCUUUAAGGUUAUGGGGGGAAAAAACAUCUCUAUUGUGGAAUAAAUCAAUAGAUUUUUUUAUUAAGAGUGCAGGCAGACCUUCAUUGUUUCACAUCAGAUUAGAAAAGUUGGAGAUGAUAAUUUACAGGACCAGUCAAAAGUUUGAACACCUCCUCAUUCAAGGGUUUUUCUUUAUUUUAAAUAUGUUCUACAUU